Molecule: messenger RNA, 2159 nt
Organism: Linum trigynum
Lineage: Eukaryota; Viridiplantae; Streptophyta; Magnoliopsida; Malpighiales; Linaceae
Source: the annotation of a GenBank genome assembly
UCCGUAACGGAUUGGUCUGCCUCUCUAAAAAUCAAUCACUUUAUAUAUCUAUCUACGUACUAUUAUAAAUACAAUUUUUGUCGGCGCGCAGCUGAUUUCAGAAGUAAAACCCACUUGUCAAUCUCGGAUGACGAUAAGCAAGCUCGGAGACGAUCUUCUCGUAGAGAUUCUGAUUCGCAGCUUCCCGGACCCCAGCUCCGCCUGCCGGAGCCAAUCCGUCUGCAAGCGAUGGAAAACCCUGAUCUCCAGCGCCCGUUUCAACCGCCGUUUCGUUUCCCACCAUCAGAGCAUCAACAAUGAGCCGAAACCCCCAGUCCUUGUCGCCACCAACGACCCGGAAUCGGUCGUCCGUGGCUUCCUCCCCACGCCCAGUAUUGACCGAGUCGGCCGCCCAGAGCAUUUCACGGUCUGGGAUUCCUUGGACGACUUGCUUUUAUGCGGGUUCGCGGAGACAGGUGGAAUCCGUUCCCAUGAUGAAAUCUUCAGGUCGUACUUGCUCUGCAACCCGUUUACGAAGCAGUGGGUCGCCCUCCCCCUGGCGCCCGAAAGGCCGGUUGGGUACGAGAAGUUGGUCGUGAGUCUGGCGUGUGAACGGCGCAGUAGUGGUAGCGUUUCUAAUCACAUCGAUCUCGACUAUCGUUUCCGGGUGGUGUGCACGUAUCAACAUAUAAACUCUAUCAAGUUAGACGUGUUUUGCUCGGAGACGGGAGAAUGGAUGAAGGAGGCUCUCGUUCUUGAUGGCGUUCUCCGACAUCGAAGAGCCAAUGUCGUCUCGUGCAAUGGGGUUGUAUUUUUGCCGUAUCGUAUAGCACAAAAUGAGGUGUAUGAACCUUUUAUUGCGGCUAUCGAUCCUUUCCGCCUCGAUGCACCUCCCACUUCAAUUGAUGUUACCACCCCGCUCUCUGGCGGCAAGCAGUGGUGGAAUAUUUCCGUCUCCAAGGGUGCUCUGCACAUGAUUGUAUACGAAGAUGGCACGGCACCUAAAGGUGCGAGGAUUGUGUUGAGUGUUUGGAGACUAGAUGAAGAAGAAGAUGGUACAAUAAUUUGGAGGAAAGUAUGUGAUGGGCCAGUGAAGCUGGGCAAUUUUAGACUCCAAGGCUUGUGUUUAGUUGCUGCUCUCCAUCCACAGAAACCAGAAGUUGUCUUCUUCCAGCAUUUGGAUUCUGGUCGUGAAUGUGGUCAACUGUCGUGCAAUUUGGGGACAGGGGGAGAGAUGGAGUUCGUAGCUGAACUGCAAGUUGUUCCUGGUUGGAGGAUGUUACAAUUGCAACCUAAGUUAACUGGUUGGAACACUCCGAUUCCAAAGUAUCGGGUUAUGUACGAUGGAAGCUAUAGUUGUUGGGCGCAGAGCAAACGAAGUUGAGGAAAGGCGAACAGAAACAUGAUGGAUGACUUCAGAAAUUAAUACAUUAUUAUUAUAUUUGUGUGACUAGAAGGAAAAGAGAUGAUUUUUUUUUUUUAUGAAUAGAAGGAAAGGAGAUGAGUAAUUGGCAUGAUGGUUGAUGUUGUUCAUGCACUAUAAGGCUAUUCAAAGUUGUUAUCAUUCCAUGCAGUGGAAUUUCAGAUUCUUGAUUCUAAUUUCGAAACACUUUAAAACUACCCAAAGAUUAGGGUUUGAUUAUGUGAAAAUUUAUAAAUCUUCCGUUAUGAGUUGAAUCAAAUCUCUUCUUUCCUCCAUUGGUGAUCGAUCGUCAUCAGCUCAAAAGCCCACUAGUGUGUAUGAUCUGAUGAAUGGGCCCGCUAGGAAGAAGUUGAAGAUAACUCCCGAAAAUGUCGCGUAAAUAUGGUAUGGAGGCCCAAUUUUGAUAUCCGUAAUCAAGGGGAGGUUUCAUUUUAUUGUUAUAUGAUGGUUAAUGCUGAUUAGAAAUGAUCAACAUUGUGAUUAAUAUCUACUAACAUGGCCUAUUGACCGGCAAAGUUUGAUGUUUAUAUUAUUUAUAUGUGUCAUUCACAUAGAUAGAUGAUGAUGUGUUUUAUUUUUUGUUCAUUAUAGAUUUGUUUUUUGAAGUGCAUUAUAGAUUUGUUGAUAAGGAGAACAAAAUACUUGUUCUGGCUUAAAGGUACCUUUUUAUCUGCAUGUUUUAAUGUUCGUAAUUGGCUUUACUCAACUAUAUGAUCAGUUUAUCAUUUAUCUUCUUUAAUUAAUAAUUUAAGCGAUU